Molecule: messenger RNA, 966 nt
Organism: Arachis ipaensis
Lineage: Eukaryota; Viridiplantae; Streptophyta; Magnoliopsida; Fabales; Fabaceae
Source: RefSeq, a predicted model, not a curated record
AUGACUGAAUUUCAGAUUGGCCAAUCUUUCCAGAGUAAAGAGGAAGUCGUGUUGAGUGUAAAAGAUUACAGUAUUCGGCGUGGAGUUGAGUACAAGGUUAUGGAGUCCGACAAUCUGAAAUACCAAGGGAGAUGCAAGGAGUUUGGUAACGGGUGCACGUGGUUGAUUCGGAUAGUCAUGCGGAAAAGGAAGAGCACAUGGGAAGUUAGGAGGUACAACGAUCCGCACACGUGUAUGGCCACAUCGAUAUCAAGCGACCACAAGCAGCUUGAUUAUCAUGUCAUCUGUGCGAGAAUCUAUCCGUUGGUUCGAGCUGAUGUGUCAGUGUCGAUCAAGGUGUUGCAAGAGGCAACGGAGGCGACUUAUGGAUUCCGGCCUAGUUAUCGGAAGGUGUGGUUGGCGAAGCAGAAGGCAGUAGCGCAAAUAUAUGGCGAUUGGGAGGAGUCAUAUGCUGAUCUGCCUCGGUGGAUCCUUGGGGUCACAUGCACGAUGGAAGGUUCCGUUGCUCUACUAAAGACGUCCCCGGUUAGGGUGGGUGACCAAGUUGAUGAAGAUAGAGUCUACUUUCAUCGGAUGUUUUGGACAUUCCCUCCGUGUAUUGAGGCAUUCCGCCACUGUAAGCCGCUCGUAAGCAUCGACGGAACACACCUCUAUGGCAAGUAUGGCGGGACAUUGUUGUUGGCGAUCGCUCAGGAUGGUAACUCGAAUAUUUUGCCUGUUGCAUUUGCACUCGUGGAGGGGGAGAAUGCAGAGUCUUGGUCGUACUUUCUUUCGAACCUUAGAAGGCAUGUCACUCCACAGGAAGGUAUUCUCGUGAUAUCCAAUAGACACAACGGCAUCAAGGCUGCACUAGAGUCUCCCGAUAGUGGUUGGCAACCUCCACAUGCUUAUCGGGCAUUUUGUAUUCUCCGAAAGGCAUGUGGAACGUAUGCGUCUCAGGACACCACCUCUCAACGAACGCACUAA